CAUCUAAUAGCUGGAUUAGACAAUCAUGAUAUUAAUAUUGUACAAUUAAACGCUGUUACAAUAAUAUUAAAUAAAAAAUGCCACAUCAAUAUAAGCAUAAAGACUGGGAAAGAUAUUUUCCGAAGGUACCGGUGGUCACAUGGAUAAAAACACAGAAUUUGCGUAAAUUUAAAUCGUGGACAUAUACAGGUCUUGCUUGGACUGUUCUGUUGGGAACUACAACAUUAUAUUUAACAGAUUGGAAUCCAAUUGCAAAAUUUUUACCAUCGAAAAAGAAAACUGAAAUAAAUACGGAUAACAUAGAUCCAUCAAACACUUCCUUAUAUCAAAAAGUUGCAUACGGCUGUGGGUUUUAUAAAUUCAUCAGACCUAGUUGUAAAACAAAAACCGAUGAACCAAAGAAAAAGAAAAGCGUGGAAUCUUCAUCUGAUGAUGUUGAAUAUGCAGUUGAAGCUACUGAAGAAACGGCCUCUAAAGUUACCGGUCAAAAAAUUAUAGAUACCGAAGUUGCAUCCAAAGAAGACGAUGGUAAAAAGAAAAAAAAGAAGUCAAAAUUUUUUCGAACAGAAAAUGAAACAAAUAUUGAUCAACUUUUAAUUAUCGAUACUAAAAUACCACCCAAUAUGGUUGAAAAAGGCUUCGAAGGUGACAUUCCUUCGAAUGAAGAUAGUUCAACUGAUAAUGAACUAUUUGAAAAACUACCUGAAAAUAUUGAUCCCUUUUUACUAACAGACACUAAAACACCACCGAGUAGAGUAACAAAGGGUUUCGAAGGUGACAUUUCUUUGAAGGAAGACAAUUCUACCGAUAAAUAAAUUCAAUAAAAUACCAGACAAAUCUUUUUCUAUUUUGGGACACAAAAGUGCUCUUAAAAUAUAAUAUUUGGUUUUACUAAAUGAUGUUUCUACUGAAUUGUUGUGAUUAUUAUUUUUUAUUAUCAAUAAAUUUUA
This is a messenger RNA of Chrysoperla carnea, 950 nucleotides long. RefSeq lists its product as uncharacterized. NCBI's taxonomy places the organism in Eukaryota, Metazoa, Arthropoda, Insecta, Neuroptera, Chrysopidae. The coding region runs from base 78 to 815 and encodes 245 amino acids. The transcript has 2 exons. The record is from RefSeq and is a predicted model, not a curated record.